Messenger RNA from Dissoconium aciculare CBS 342.82, 1333 nucleotides. RefSeq names its product NAD(P)-binding protein. The record is from RefSeq and is a predicted model, not a curated record. Lineage: Eukaryota; Fungi; Ascomycota; Dothideomycetes; Mycosphaerellales; Dissoconiaceae. The transcript is spliced from 2 exons. The coding region runs from base 322 to 1188 and encodes 288 amino acids. Gene Ontology annotation, biological process: D-sorbitol catabolic process. Gene Ontology annotation, molecular function: L-iditol 2-dehydrogenase (NAD+) activity.
CGCGUUGUACGUGCUAUCAACUUGACAAGGAAAUAUCUACCUCGAUGAGACGGACAUUGAUGGACUCGACGUAACUUCGCUGGUCUCUCCUCUGACAUCCUCUUGCAGGAGUCUCGAGAACUCCCGUUCCCCGAACCCGAAGAGAUCCAAAUUCAAAUCGCAUCCACCGGAUUAUGCGGCAGCGAUCUCCACUACUAUUCACAUUUCCGAAACGGCGACAUCCUCGUCAGGGAGCCCCUCAGCCUCGGACAUGAAUCCUCCGGCGUGGUGACCGCGAUCGGGUCGCAGGUCAGAGAUUUCGCGCCGGGUGAUCGGGUGACCAUGGAGGUCGGUCUGCCGUGCGAGCAAUGCCAACGAUGCAAGCAAGGCCGAUACAACAUCUGCAAAGACGUGCGCUUCCGGAGCAGCGGCAAGGCCUUCCCGCAUUUCCAAGGCACGCUGCAAGAACGCAUCAAUCAUCCGGCGAGGUGGUGCUACAAGCUGCCCGACGAGGUGAGCCUCGACGUCGGCGCUCUGUUGGAGCCGCUGGGCGUCGCGCUGCACGCGUUUCGCAGGAGCCUCAUGCCUGAAAACGCGACCGUCGUCGUGUUCGGUGCCGGAGCGAUCGGGCUGCUGUGCGCAGCCGUGGCGAGACUACGGGGCGCUCGGAAGGUGAUCAUCGCGGACAUCGAUGCGGGACGGGUCCGAUUCGCGGUCGACAACGCGUUCGCACAUAGCAGCUACACUGUGCCAUCGCGCAGAGGGAAGGAUAUCGACGAGAGCCUCGCUAUAGCCAAGGAGGUCGCGGCCGAGAUCGGUCAGGUCGACGGCGUGGGCGAGGUCGACGUCGUCUUCGAGUGCACCGGUGUCCCUUCCUGCGUGCAGGCAGGCAUCUUCUGCACCCGACCCGGAGGGCGUCUGAUGCUGGUGGGCAUGGGCCAUCCCAUCCAGACGAUCCCGCUCGGCGCCGCGGCCUUGCGCGAGGUGGACAUCGUCGGCGUGUUCCGGUACGCAAACACGUACGCCGAGAGCAUCCGGAUCGUCCAGCAGGCUUUGACCUCCGCAGAUGGACCUGAUUUCUCGAAACUGAUCACCCAUCGAUUCCGCGGUCUGGAGGAAGCCGAGGAUGCGUUCGCGAUGGCGGGAAAGACGGAGGACAGCGAUGGACGGCUUGUGCUGAAGGUGAUCAUUGAUAGCGCAUCGAGUUGAUAUAGUCCUCAAAGCCUAUUGAAGGUAGAAUCCACGCUUCAACUCACCUUAGUGAUACAACUGCAAAUCAUGCUGGCGAGGUCGUGAGGUAACCAUUGCUGGGUGUUGUACUCGAAGUUGGAGAAAGACUGAUAGAUUUCUAUGU